AUGGCAAUAUCUCGAUUAAGCAUCGGCGGUGGGCAUCUAGCAAUAGAGCAUGUGAAAGGAGAUGGAAAGCACACAAGCCAUGUCCAGGUUGGAGAUAUCUGGAGAUCUAUUCAGGGUGGUGAUGAUUGGAAUGGCAUGGUUGACCCCAUUAACCCACUUCUCAAAGCAGAGAUACUCAGGUAUGGUGAUUUUGCACAACAGUGCUAUGAUUCAUUUGACAACAUUUAUUCUUCAAAAUAUAUGGAAAUUCUAAGCGCAGCAAAAGUUCGCUGGGGCGUAGACUGGAAUUGCUCAGAAGUGGGCGUGGUUAUCAGCGGUGCUUGGAUGGGAUAUAUUGCUGUUUGCACAGACCCAAAGGAGAUAAAGAGAUUGGGAAGACGGGAUAUAGUUGUUGCAUGGAGGGGAACUGAAACACCUCAAGAAUGGAUGCAAAAUAUGAAGGAUAUAUUAGUCCCUGACUCUGUGAGAUCCAGUGCAAGAGAUAUUGUGGUGACCGAAAUAACAAGGUUAUUGAAUGAGUACAAAGAUGAAGAAGAUGUGAGCAUAACUUUCACUGGACAUAGUUUGGGAGCUGCGUUAACAACUCUAAGUGCAUAUGAUAUUAAACAGAUUAUCAUGAAAGAAAAUGAUAGGAAAUCAAUCCCUGUCACAGUUUUUGCCUUUGCUUCUCCACGUGUAGGAAACCUAGCUUUUUCCCAACAUUUGCAGGAGAUCGGCGUUAAGGUGGUGCGCUUGGUAAAUACAUGGGACGUCGUUCCCAAAGUUCCUGGAGUUUUUCUUAACGAGAACAUGGGAAGGCUUACCAGAUUCCUGCAUUGGCUUCCAUGGACAUAUGUUCGUGUGGGAAUCCCCAUUACUUUGGACAGUAGCAGCUCUCCAGUGCUGAAGCAAUCGUAUAAUCCAGCCAGCUUCCACAAUUUAGAGGUUUAUCUGCACUUGCUUGAUGGGUAUCAGGGAUAUAACAAGCUGCCUUUCAAACCAUCUGGAAGAGAUCCAGCUUUGGUGAACAAGUACUCCGACUUGCUUAUUGAAAAGCUUCAAAUCCCUUCUAAGUGGUGGGUAAGGAGGAAUAAAGAGAUUGUAAAACGGAUAGACGGGUUAUUGGUAUACUCUCCUACGACUCCCACUCAUGUUCCCCUAACUCGUCGUCUCCUCUAUAUGCGCCCAGUGAUUCCAAUUCACUGA
This is a messenger RNA of Cryptomeria japonica (Japanese cedar), 1185 nucleotides long. Its product is annotated as phospholipase A1-Igamma2, chloroplastic-like. Bases 1 to 1185 code for a protein of 394 amino acids. Gene Ontology annotation, biological process: lipid metabolic process. The transcript is spliced from 3 exons. Gene Ontology annotation, molecular function: glycerophospholipase activity. The record is from RefSeq and is a predicted model, not a curated record. NCBI's taxonomy places the organism in Eukaryota, Viridiplantae, Streptophyta, Pinopsida, Cupressales, Cupressaceae.